Molecule: messenger RNA, 1721 nt
Organism: Amaranthus tricolor (Joseph's coat)
Lineage: Eukaryota; Viridiplantae; Streptophyta; Magnoliopsida; Caryophyllales; Amaranthaceae
Product: two-component response regulator ORR10-like
Exons: 2
Coding region: 551-1048 (165 amino acids)
Biological process (GO): cytokinin-activated signaling pathway; phosphorelay signal transduction system
Source: RefSeq, a predicted model, not a curated record
GGUCUUCCUCCCAUCUCUUUGUUGAUGACACAUUCUCUCAUCUAAUGAUAUCCAUAAUCCAUAAAUAUAUGACCAAAUCCAUAAUCCACAUGAGUAAAGGUAUGACCAAGUUGAGCAUCAUAUUUAUAUUUCCCCCAAUAAAAAAAGAGCAAGACUUCCAUACCCAUAAAAAUAAAGGUCAAUACCAAACAAUUUUGACAUAAUCUCCCUCUAAAUAGUGGCCAAAACUAGGCUCCAAGAGUCAAAGAAAUCCACCCAAACCAAAGAUUUUAAAAAUAUUGAUGAUGAUUUCAUUAGAUUAGAAAAUCAAGAAUAUGACUAUAAAAUGCCGACAAAAUGAAUCCCGCAGAUCUUCCUACGUAUCCCUUCGAAUCUCUUUCCUUAACUGUCCAUAUCUUCUCAUCAUCACCCUUUAUUUUCUUCCUUCUAAAUAAAAACCCCUCCAAUAACCAUUUCCUCAUUCCCAUUCCCAACUUCCUCUCCAAACACCAUCCCUUUCUUUUCUAAUUCUAAUUCCUUGUUUGGUUGAAUCAAUUAAUAAAAUUAAAUAAUGGAUACCCAAUUUCAUGUUCUUGCUGUUGAUGAUAGUAUUAUUGAUCGAAAAUUAAUUGAAAGGCUUCUUAAAACUUCAUCUUUUCAAGUUACUGCAGUGGAUUCACCAAACAAAGCCUUAGAAUUAUUGGGAUUGAAGGGGAAUCAAGGAGGAAUGGAUGAAUCACUGGUAAACAAAGUGAAUAUGAUCAUAACAGAUUAUUCAAUGCCAGGAAUGACUGGGUAUGAAUUAUUAAGGAAGAUAAAGGAAUCAGAAAGGUUCAGAGAUAUACCAGUUGUGAUUAUGUCUUCUGAAAAUAUUCCUUCAAGAAUUAAUAGGUGUUUGGCUGAUGGAGCAGAGGAAUUCUUUUUGAAACCUGUUCAAAGAUCUGAUGUCGAUAAGCUUAAACCUCAUUUAAUGAAGAGUAAAAUCAAGGAUUUUUGCAAGUUUCAACAACAUAGAAGAUUAUUAACUUGGUAUUCUGAUUCUAACACUUUAUGUCAAAGAUGCAUAUAAAUUGUAUUUCAUGGCUUUGGUUAAUCCAAUUGGUAAUUGGGAAGAAGAAAUAUUGGGAAUAUAAUAUAUUUAUAUUCCAUGGACUUGGAUCCCUCCUUAGGGUUCGGUUCAAGAAGGUACAGAUGUAUGAAAUCCUGUUAAAGCUCGAGUUGAAAUAGUUCCUGGGUUCUGGUAAUUUGAGAUGAAGAUCAAAUUGAUGCAUGAUAAUCACUCCUUGGACUUGGAUCCUGCCUUAGAGUUUGAUUUAAGAAGGCUCGAUGUAUGCAGUCUGAUCUUGUUAAAGCUUGAGUUGAAACAGUUCAUGGAUCCUGGUAAUUUGAGAUGAACAAUCAAAUUGGUAUAUGAUAAUCAAUCCUUGGAUUUGGAUUUAUGACACGAUACGCAAUCUUAUCAAGCUGGAAUUGGAAAAAAAAAUCGUAAAUUUUGGGUUGAUCAAGAAUGAACAUGACAAGAGAUUCAAUUGUUGAAAUUUAUGAUUGUUAAAUGUAAAUGUUCUUAGCUAACCACCAAAACUAGAGAUUCAAAUUUUAUGUACAACAAUAUUCAUUAGAUUUUUAAGAGGAAUUUUGUUUAUAAUCCUCUUUAUAGUUUGAAAUUUGUACAUGUCACACUUAGGUGAAUAAUUUUGAAAUGAACGAGAUAAUUUAAUUUGAAAAUUUGAAAUUAGCUUAAA